AUGCAGGCAUUAUGGCCAUAUCAUACGUAUCGACCGGUCACCUGGGAUAGGUAUUAUGUGAACGAUUACCAUGAAAAACAACCUACAGUUAGUAGUGGUGUGGCGGCUGGAGUGACGAUAGGCAUAUUCUUCCUUGUUUUCUUAUUUACAUUUGGUUGCCGAAUCUAUAGUCAGUAUGCUGACAGAACACAAACGCAGAAUACACGGAGUCAAGAAUCAGUGCUAAGCGAAUCCUUAGCUGAAGAUAUGUGGAUAUGCGGUGUUCCUCAGGGACCACCUCCACCUCUAAGAAUAUUUGUUGUUCACAACAAAUCUGCUCAACGAGAAUCACGUGUACAAACGAAACGGUUCCAGAAAAAAAAAUUGCACAUUUCGCAUCCAUAG
Necator americanus (New World hookworm) is the source of this 384-nucleotide messenger RNA. RefSeq lists its product as uncharacterized. The transcript is spliced from 5 exons. Lineage: Eukaryota; Metazoa; Nematoda; Chromadorea; Rhabditida; Ancylostomatidae. The record is from RefSeq and is a predicted model, not a curated record. Bases 1 to 384 code for a protein of 127 amino acids.